AUGGCCAUGGCGGAACAACAUUCAACCAACUCCUAUUUCCAAACCACACACUCCCGAGUCGACUCGAAGCUCCAUUCGGAUUCCUCCUCUGAAAAGGUCGACGAUUGUGCAUUCGCCCCGCUGUCACGCCCCAUCUCCGGUGGUGGACUACGCCGAUGUGCUGCCACCAGAGACCUGACCAGCAUUGGAUCAAACGUCAACUAUUGCGCUAAGGUUUCUGUCGAAUACAUGCUCGGUGAUGCCUCCACGCCGUUCCACGCUCCAUCAUGGAAAUCCCUGUCGGCACCUGAGGGAUCAGCCAGUCGAGUUGUUGUCGAUAAUCUUGAGACUGUCCGCCGUUUCAAGAAGACUUUGUACACUCAACUAUGUCUCGUCGCCGAGGAUGGAUCAGAAGACACAUGGCCCGAGCUGAGCCUUUUCCGGAGAAUAGAUAGUAAUGGGUUUGAACCAAUUGAUGGCGAUCAGGAGGCGCUGUACAUGUUUGCACUCAAGGAUGGUGAUCGAGUAGUGCUGCUUGUACACGAGAGUAGCAGCCGGUCAGGAUCUGCGGCCGACCCUGUAGCACAAUGGGUCGAGGCUAUCAGGACACAGACAGAAUUCGAGGCCAUUGAUGGCUGA
Molecule: messenger RNA, 618 nt
Organism: Gamsiella multidivaricata
Lineage: Eukaryota; Fungi; Mortierellomycota; Mortierellomycetes; Mortierellales; Mortierellaceae
Exons: 3
Coding region: 1-618 (205 amino acids)
Source: RefSeq, a predicted model, not a curated record